AAAAAAAAAUGUAAUCGAAAAUUGGCGUGCAAGGCUGCAAGCCUGAAGCCUCAAACGCGAAGCAGAGUACCUGGGUGACUGGGCAGGGAUUAGAGCUUCACAGUUCACACCGCUCAACCUUGGCGUGGCGGUCUUCCUUCAGCUUCAGAGGCCGAGCAGCUCUUUUGUGUUGCUUAAUCCCUGGCGCGGUAAGCCUUCAACGUCAGAGUACCUUUCCUUUUGUUAGACUGAAAACGUUUCCAGCUUUCGUGGACUCGGCGAAGAACUCAAGAUUCAAAUGUCAGGGAAAGAAGAUAUUCGAGGCUCAGAUUCUUUCUCAGAGAAAGGAAAGGAUCUGAUAAUUGAGGGGUACCCUAUUCAGGGUUUGUCCAUUGGAGGCCAAGAAACGUGCAUAAUUUUCCCCUCACUUAAAUUAGCUUUUGAUAUUGGUCGCUGCCCUCCCCGUGCUGUUUGCCAAGACUUCCUCCUUAUUUCCCAUUCUCACAUGGAUCACAUAGGAGGACUGCCUAUGUAUGUUGCUACAAGAGGCUUAUACCGUAUGAAGCCACCAACAAUUAUUGUACCGUCAUCCGUAAAAGAGGACGUAGAGAAGCUCUUUGAGGUGCACAGGAAACUGGACCACUCAGAACUGAAGCACAAUCUGGUUGGCUUGGAUAUAGGAGAAGAGUUUUAUUUGAGAAACGAUAUUAAAGUAAAAGCUUUUAAGACCUACCAUGUGAUACCUAGCCAGGGUUAUGUACUUUACUCUGUAAAAAAGAAGCUUAAACACGAGUACCUUGGCCUUCCUGGAAAUGAAAUUAAGAAGUUGAAGUUUUCAGGUGUGGAGAUCACGUACACUUUGGAAGAACCAGAGAUUGCUUUCACUGGAGACACUAUGUCGGAUUUCAUAGUUGAUGAUAGUAAUAUUGAUGCAUUGCGGGCCAGGAUCCUUGUUAUGGAGUGCACCUUUGUAAACGAUUCAAUUACAGUGACGCAUGCCAGGGAUUAUGGACACACUCAUCUGUCUGAGAUAAUUAGUCACGCUGGGAAGUUGCAAAACAGAGCAAUCCUUCUAAUUCACUUUUCAGCACGCUACACAGAAGAGGAAAUUCAAGAAGCCAUAGCGGCCUUGCCUCCACCAUUAGCGGGUCGAACUUAUGCACUUACAGAGGGUUUCUGACUCAAGGAUCUACGAGCUUUCUUGAUGGCAAAUGAAGGAUCAAAUGAAUGCCGGGCUGAUUCCUGUUUUGUAAUGAGCUACUAGGGCCACUGGGCUAUGCCAGUUGUUUUAUUCAAUUACUAUUUUACAAUUAAAUGUUAGAGAAUAGUUGGCAAAAGAAAAAGAAAAUAUCAGAGAACAUGUUGCAUGUAUGGUGAAGUUAUUAGUCUCAUCCAAGACCUCACAGUUAGGUGUAUGUUGAAGUUGAGUAUUUAAAAUUUUAUGGACAGAAGUAUAUUCUCCUUUUGCCUCUUAAAGGUCAGGGUGAGGAUCAA
Molecule: messenger RNA, 1473 nt
Organism: Prosopis cineraria
Lineage: Eukaryota; Viridiplantae; Streptophyta; Magnoliopsida; Fabales; Fabaceae
Product: tRNase Z TRZ1
Exons: 9
Coding region: 278-1159 (293 amino acids)
Source: RefSeq, a predicted model, not a curated record